ACAAAUUUGAGGAGAUGGGUUUUGUUUUCAGAGAUGUGAUUGACUCGAAAGAGUGAAACUUUAUCCAAAUUUCCUCCUCACGAGAUUCUUCUUAUUCUUCGAAAUUCGGACAUGUAAAUCCCCGACCGAGUUCCCUUCUACACGGUCGGUCACAGUCGCCGUCGUUCUUUUUCUUAGGGAUGUUGGAUAAUAGAAUUGGCCCAACUUGGUUUGUUUAACUGAACCGACUUUGGUUUUAUUUCAUCAAAUUUUGUCGGUAGAGAUUUCAGGUGGUUAUCAAAAUCACGUAUGAUUAACUCCAGCCAUACAAGCUAAACCAAACCAAACCAAAAUCUUAAAUAUAUGAAACUAUUUAUCAUACUACCUAAAAAUGUUUUUAAUAAUUAUUUUAAUAAUCUUAUAUAAAUUAUAGUAUUUCAUACAACACAGGACAUGCUAAAAUCCUAAAUGAAACUAAAUUAAAUCUAACUUUUUUGGAUAUUAGCAUGUUCUGUGUUGUAUUACCUAAACCAACUUUAAUUUGUAUAAUUGUAUAAUGGUACUAAAAAUAAAAUAAAAAACAAUUCAAAUCAAAUAUUCAAACGUUUAGACCUUGUGAACACAGAUAAGAUUCGAGUUAAUUAGUUUGGAUUUUGACAUGAUUUGGAUUUUUCAGUUUAUGAAAUUUUGGUUAUGAAUAAUCUUUACUAAACAAAAUUUAGAUGAACCUAAUAAUCAUAUUGAAUUUUUUUAAUUUAUUCAAUUUUGAAAAAUUUGAAUUGGUUUAUAAAUUUACAUUAAAUACGAAAUACAACGAUAAUAUAAUUAUUUUACUAAACAAAAUAACUUUCAGAUUAUAAAGGAUUUUAUGUUAUUUAUAUAUUGGUUGUUAAAAAAAAAAUGUUAUCCAUAAACUGAUCUCAAUCCAUAUAUCCUUGUUGGGUUAACACUGGGCCAAACAAGAAGACCCAAACUAUUUGAAACUGAACAAAACCCUAACUCAGAAUAUAUAAACCCUCGUUUCUUGCCGCCUACAUUUCUAAACCCUAAACCAUGGCUGAGGGACUCGUGUUGAAAGGCACAAUGUGUGCCCACACCGACAUGGUCACAGCCAUCGCCACCCCAAUCGACAGCUCCGACACUAUCGUCACAUCCUCUCGCGACAAGUCCAUCAUCCUCUGAAAACUCACCAAGGACGACAAGUCCUACGGCGUAGCUCAGCGCCGCCUCACCGGCCACUCCCACUUCGUCGAGGAUGUCGCUCUCUCCUCCGACGGACAGUUCGCACUCUCCGGAAGCUGGGACGACGAGCUUCGUCUCUGGGACCUCGCCACAGGAGUCUCCACUCGACGUUUCGUGGGGCACACGAAAGACGUUCUCUCUGUUGCUUUCUCAACUGAUAACCGUCAGAUUGUGUCGGCUUCUCGUGACGGUACGAUUAAGCUUUGGAACACGCUUGGUGAAUGCAAGUACACUAUCGGGUCCGAUCACGGUGAUGGACACAAGCAAUGGGUUAGUUGUGUUAGGUUUAGUCCUAAUACGCUUGUUCCGACCAUUGUGUCUGGUUCUUGGGAUCAGACAGUGAAGGUGUGGAAUCUUCAGAACUGUAAGAUUAGGAACACUCUCGCUGGUCACUCUGGUUACUUGAACACUGUGGCUGUGUCGCCUGAUGGUUCGUUGUGUGCUAGUGGUGGGAAAGAUGGUGCGAUCUUGCUUUGGGAUUUGGCUGAAGGAAAGAAGCUUUACUCUCUCGAGGCGGGAGCGAUUAUUCACUCUCUUUGCUUCAGUCCCAAUAGGUACUGGUUGUGUGCAGCGACGGAGAAUAGCAUUAGGAUAUGGGAUCUUGAGAGCAAGAGUGUUGUUGAGGAUUUGAAGGUUGAUCUCAAGGCUGAGGCUGAGAAGUCUGAUGCCUCUGUCGGAACCGGAAACAAGACUAAGGUGAUCUAUUGCACAAGCUUGAACUGGAGUGCUGAUGGAAGCACAUUGUUCAGUGGAUACACUGAUGGAGUCAUCAGAGUUUGGGGUCUUGGUCGUUUUUAGAGUGAAGAAAAAGACAUGACUAGAAUCAGUUGUCGAGAAAAAGUUUAUUUAAUCUCUCCAAUUUUUUCAUCGACUCAAAUGGUUUCUCUUAUGUUUUAGUGUUUUUGAGAUUUAUUUGGUUUUGUAUUUCCAGGACCACUCAUAAGCAUGAUAUUGAUCCAUUGAUUCUAUUUUUGUCAUGUUUAAUUAUUAUACACUUUGAAAGUUAACUA
Molecule: messenger RNA, 2231 nt
Organism: Brassica rapa (field mustard)
Lineage: Eukaryota; Viridiplantae; Streptophyta; Magnoliopsida; Brassicales; Brassicaceae
Product: receptor for activated C kinase 1B
Molecular function (GO): protein binding; translation regulator activity; ribosome binding
Source: RefSeq, a predicted model, not a curated record